Messenger RNA from Zymoseptoria tritici IPO323, 3375 nucleotides. RefSeq lists its product as uncharacterized. Gene Ontology annotation, biological process: regulation of actin cytoskeleton organization; TOR signaling. Gene Ontology annotation, molecular function: protein binding. NCBI's taxonomy places the organism in Eukaryota, Fungi, Ascomycota, Dothideomycetes, Mycosphaerellales, Mycosphaerellaceae. Bases 1 to 3375 code for a protein of 1124 amino acids. The transcript has 2 exons. The record is from RefSeq and is a predicted model, not a curated record. Gene Ontology annotation, cellular component: TORC2 complex; TORC1 complex.
AUGGCCCCCGCUGUUAUAAUAGAUCUGACCUCGUCACCGGAGCCGGACGACCACCUGCAGAAACCAUCGAAUCUCGCCUUAUUUGCACCUCGUAAGGAUGGCGCACCGCGGAAGAAAAGCACGGAUAUUUGGUCAAGUGCAGAAGAACAACAUGUGUCAACGCUGAAUGGCACGCCAAAAGACCUGAAGAGGAGCACUGCGGCGGCAAUCGUGACAACCCCGCACGACGACGAAGGAUACUCGACCCAGAAUCCUUCAACAGAUCAGGCGCUUGCGGGGGAAGUCAGGGACGCUGUCCUGGGAGGCUUGCGCAAUACUACGAAUGGACAUCGAGGAUUGCCCACGACGCAUAGCCGCAGGCCAAUCGACCGACGCGAGGACGUGCAUCAUCCGAAGGCUGGCUCUGGUCCGAGCAGCAGAAACAAUGAUGCUGGAGCUUUGCCGGGUACAGCGACUGGACAUCAGGGGCUUUCUUCUCACGUGCGAAACCGGAAAGCCGAUACCACACAUACCAUGGCCGCAAACUCCCCGUUUGCUCAUGUCCAGGCCUCAACGCAGCAAGUCGCACCACCUUCGUCACUUUAUGGAUUACAGACCUUCGUAUCGGAAACGAGCAACAACUCAGGGUCAAUUGACGCCCGAAAACGCCGCCGGACCAUCGUCAGCCCUUCGAGAACUGCAAGCGACGCCAAGCGAAUCAAACUCGAGAGAUUACUACCGGGCGUGCCAAAGCGCAGGAAGGUUCAACUCAACGAUGUCACGAAUUAUGCACAAGAGGAGAGAAUCAGUUACAGCGAGAGUCCCGACAUCGCCCCUACGGAGCCUGUCAAUGAAACGAUCGCAGUUGCCUUUCCGCGCUCGCAACGACAUGUAUCUGACGAUCUUUCUCGAGGUCCCAACAUGAGCGGGCAGCGUUGGACUGCGCAAGAAGACGCGCUCAUUCUUCGUCUUAGGACUGCGCAGAAUUUUGACUGGCACGAGAUAGUCCCUCGGUUCAAUGGUCGCACCUCUGGUGCGCUGCAAGUCAGAUUCAGUACGAUCCGACCACGGGACCAGACCGCGAGACUUCGGGCUGCAGAUCGACUUGGCUCGCCAGGCCUCGGAAUUCCUGGUCGCAGCCAAAGAGUGCGAAAAUCUCACAUGCCUGUGGGACACAAAUCGUGGAAAGAGGUUUCGAACAAGGAGACCAGUCCUGACUUUCCUGCGCCAGGUGCCAAUCUUGAGAGGCAUUUACCUACAGCACAACUGCAACAAGAUCGUGCGUUUCCAAGCUCGACUAGCCGUAUACUCCGCCAGCGAGAGCUAGGAUGUACGUCAGGCCGAUCAUGGAGUUGUGCAGCUCGUUCCGUAGGAGAUGAGGUCAAAGAGAACGUGCACAAAGGCUACUCUCUUCGGAAACACUACCACGGUACAUCUGGUGAUGCUAUUUCGCUGGCAUGGAACCCAACUGGCACUCGUUUCGCCGUCGGAUCGAUCGCGAUUUCCGAUUCUUCUAGCAUGCAGUACAAUAUGCCACGCAACCUCGUAGUGGGCGAUCAUGAACAACUAUUGGAGCUGGCCGACCACCACGUACCGCGUCCACCAAUCGAAUCAACGGACAACGUCAAUGCGCAGCACUCCAUGCGAUCCUCCCAAGAUCCCAGGCUCUUCCUCUCGGUCACCGCAGCAGCCUUCUCUCGGCACGACGAUACGAAACUCUACACUGCUAGCGCGGACAAGACUGUCAGGCACUACAAAGUGGGUACAGAUGGCAUUGAACACCAAUAUGUCAUCAAGCAUCCCGCUUCGGUUGAUCUGUUGACAGUUGGCUCUAAUGGCUUAGUCGCAUCCGGGUGCCAUAAGUUGUCGAAGAACGUGCUUGUCUUUCAAUGUCAUGGUGACCGGUAUGAAGGAAAGCUGGGAUUAUCGCCUCAGCAAGCUGAUCUUCACUCGACGGCGGCGUUCCCAUCGGCGCUGAAAUGGGGCGAGCACUCCUUCCAUGGCAAUCUUCUCUUGGCGGGCUACUCAGGUGACGAAGAGAAGCAGCACGCGGGAGAAACGUGCCUGUGGGACGUCCGCACAGGUCAGCAGUUGCACCUCAAUGCUGUAACGCGCAAUGUCUUUGACGUUGCAUGGAAUCCGAACGCAAGCUCCGCAUCGAACGCAUUCGCGGUGGCCUGCAACUCUACAGGCUGCAAUGUUGGGAAGGGGAUGCGGACAGUCAUCCAGUGCUUUGCUCCGGGGCAAAAUGGUGGCCGCCGAACUUUGACAUGGGAAUGUCCUGCAUUGGACAUCAACAAUGUUGUAUUUUGCCCGCACGACGACAAUUUGAUCGCGGCAGGAGCUACUGAUGGCACGGUCUACGUUUGGGACCAGCGGUGGGCCAACAGGUCGCAGAAGCCACUUCACGUCCUUGCUCACGGCGAGUCAAUCAAUGUGCUGUCGCACGAUCGACCAAGAGACAUUACCGACACCGGCGUGCAAUUCCUUUCCUGGGGUUCAACCAAAUCGCGAUUGUACACAGGAUCUUCGGAUGGAGUGGUCAAAGUUUGGAAUCCGCACAGAUCAGAGGAGAACGCAUUUUUAGAGGACAUCGCAGCGCCGAGACAGCACAGGUCCGCGGUUAUGUCGGGUGCAUUUAGCCCGGACUACCGCGAACUACUCAUUGGCACAGAGAAUGGCCGCAUCAAUCUCUUCGAGAUCGGCGGCGAUUCACUGCCUGCUCAACCUUUCAAGUUGGCAUCUGCACCUAACCCCAAGCAAAGUCAGGAUCCACUGGAUGCUGCUCGUGGUCUGUUAAGUUCUGGCGCCAUCGAACUGCGACCAUGUGGAGCUAUGCCGUUCCGACAGGCUGUUCAAGGGCCGAAAUACGCUGGUCCUUUCUUGAAGCCUGGCCCUGAAAGCUACACGAAAGCCGAAGAACAAUAUGCUGCCGCGUUGUCGGCACAAACUGCGUUGUCUGCGCGCAAAGCGCAGGAGUAUUUCGGCGUAGCCUCCGAGAUGGAGGACGACGAAGAGAUGCACAAGGCUGACCUUCGAGUGCGAGCUGCUCAGGACUUAUUGCACGACCUGCAGAUGCGCUCCGCAUAUCAUAGGCAAUGUGCUCCCAGGGCCGCAGAGCUUCAGCAGACACUCCUACACGCAGAGACCGCACGACGGGAGCUGCUAAGACGCGCCAACACAGGUGCAGUCGAAGCUUGCGAGCUUAACUGCGCAGUUCUGCCCGGCGAACGAGACAUCGAAGACUCGAGCCGAUCGGAUCUUCGCAUUCCGGGCUUCCUGCGCUGGACGAUGACGGCGAACCGAGAUGUCGACUCAGAAGAAGCAAUUGCGGCCUGUUCUGGCUGCAACCCAUCCGUCCCUCUUAUGCGCUGGACCCGCAAGAACGACGACUGA